GGCAAUUCCGCUAAUGUUUGGUCAGCAUCGUUCAGAAGAGAAUGUCAUUGACAUUCUAAGUUCUAACUCAAGACAAAACACUACUCUUCUCUUUCCAUCUUUCGAUCCAACCUUCAGUUUUCUCACAACACCCCCAUGGCUCAAGGAGAUAAUGGGUCCUCCAAAUCUUCGUCAGUGACUCCGUAUGAAGAAGCAUUGGAUGCCUUGUCAUCUCUGAUCACUAAACGCACUCGUGUCGGUGAUGUCAAUAUGGAGGAACGAUUCAACGUGCUUUAUAAGUACCUAAAGUUGUUUGGUGAUUCAUUCCAUAGAUGCUUGAUUUGGAGGAGGCGAUUUCAAAUAUGAAGAUUAUCCAUGUUGCUGGCACCAAAGGGAAGGGAUCUACAUGCACCUUCACAGAAUCUAUAUUACGCAACUGUGGAUUUCGCACUGGGCUUUUCACUUCUCCUCACCUAAUUGAUAUCCGAGAAAGGUUUCGUUUAGAUGGUGUGGAAAUCUCUGAAGAGAAAUUUUUAGUUUAUUUUUGGUGGUGUUAUGAUAGACUAAAGGAAAAUACUGAUGACAAUGUUCCAAUGCCUACAUUUUUUCACUUCCUUGCUUUACUUGCCUUCAAGAUAUUUGCAGCAGAGCAGGUAGAUGUUUCUAUAAUGGAGGUUGGAUUAGGUGGAAAAUAUGAUGCAACGAAUGUGGUCCCAACACCUAUUGUGUGUGGUAUAACCUCCCUUGGGUAUGACCACAUGGAGAUUCUUGGGAAUACUCUUGGAGAAAUUGCUGGUGAGAAAGCUGGUAUCUUCAAGCAUCGGAUUCCAGCAUUUACUGUGCCUCAACCUGAUGAAGCAAUGCAUGUACUCAGAGAGAAGGCUUCUCAGUUAAAUGUACCUCUUCAAGUGGUAACCCCAUUAGAUGCCAAAUUGCUAAAUGGUUCAAGACUAGCGCUUGGAGGUGAACACCAAUAUAUAAAUGCUGGUCUUGCUAUUGCAUUAUGCUCUACGUGGCUGAAAAUGAAUGGGCAUCUUGAAGACUCGUACUUGAAACAUAUACAACAUACUUUACCAGAGAAGUUCAUAAAAGGGUUAACAACUGCAAGUUUGCAAGGAAGGGCUCAGAUUGUUCCUGAUCAGUUCAUCAAUGAUGAAAUACCAAAUGAACUUGUCUUCUUUUUAGAUGGGGCUCAUAGUCCUGAAAGCAUGGAAGCAUGUGCCAGGUGGUUUUCUCUUGCUAUUAAAGAUCAAGACCAGAUUUUGUUUCAUCAGAAACUUGAUAAUUCUAACUUCUCAAACCAAGUAGUGAAGAUGCGCAAUGGUGAAACUGUACAGAAGAAAUCCACACAGAUUUUGCUGUUCAAUUGUAUGUCUGAGCGAAACCCUCAGUUGCUUCUUCCCCACUUGAUGAAAACAUGUGCUGAUCAUGGUGUCUACUUCAAGAAGGCACUCUUUGUACCUGGUUUAUCAGUGUAUCACAAAGUUGGAUCCCAUGCUUUACCAGCGACAGAUUCUGAUGUUGACCUGUCGUGGCAGCUUACUCUACAAAGAGUGUGGGAAAAUCUCAUGCAAGGGAACAAAGUCACUUGGCUAGAAGGCAAGAGUAAUAAUUCUGCUCCUGAAGAAUUAAACAUGGAAAUGAGUGCCAGCAAUUGUGAACACAGUGCCGUGUUUUCCUCAUUGCCACUGGUUCUCAAAUGGCUUAGGGACACGGUGCAACAAAACCAGUCAACUCGUUUUCAGGUCCUUGUUACUGGUUCUAUACAUCUUAUUGGUGACAUGUUGAAAUUAGUCAAGAAGUGAUUCGUUGGGCUACUUGAAAGAUUGGCUUUCAUUCAGAUUUUUUAAGUACCACUAUUUGAGUCCAUGAAAGUGCUGUUACACUUGGUUCAAAAGCUGUUGACAGAAGGUUAUCAAUAUAAUAACUACAUUCUUGAUUGUAGACAUUGAUGCAUCCAUUACAUUGGUUUAAAUCAGCAUCACUCUGGCUACUUCGUGGGUCUUUCAACUUUCAUUUCACUGUAAUUGAAAAUAAAGGUGGAUUAAGGGACAUGAAUAAAGAAUAACAUCUAUCAAUUUUCUUA
Molecule: messenger RNA, 2065 nt
Organism: Glycine soja
Lineage: Eukaryota; Viridiplantae; Streptophyta; Magnoliopsida; Fabales; Fabaceae
Product: folylpolyglutamate synthase-like
Exons: 16
Coding region: 312-1784 (490 amino acids)
Biological process (GO): tetrahydrofolylpolyglutamate biosynthetic process
Cellular component (GO): mitochondrion; cytoplasm; cytosol
Molecular function (GO): ATP binding; tetrahydrofolylpolyglutamate synthase activity
Source: RefSeq, a predicted model, not a curated record